This is a messenger RNA of Balaenoptera musculus (blue whale), 5909 nucleotides long. RefSeq names its product glutamate receptor interacting protein 1 (gene GRIP1). Gene Ontology annotation, biological process: neurotransmitter receptor transport, endosome to postsynaptic membrane. Bases 193 to 3576 code for a protein of 1127 amino acids. NCBI's taxonomy places the organism in Eukaryota, Metazoa, Chordata, Mammalia, Artiodactyla, Balaenopteridae. Gene Ontology annotation, molecular function: nuclear glucocorticoid receptor binding. The record is from RefSeq and is a predicted model, not a curated record. The transcript has 25 exons.
GGCGCGCGGCGCCGCCUCGAUGCGCCCGGGAGACGCCUCGGCGCCCCAGCCCAGCUGAACAGCCCCGAGAGCGCCGCGGCCGGCCCGGGAGGGCGAGUGGGAAGGCGCGGGGAGGCGCGGCCAGCCCCGGGAGACGGAGAGCGAGCGGGCGAGGAGGAGCGAGCCUGAGAGCGAGCGCAGGGAGCAGACACCAUGCCGGGCUGGAAGAAGAAUAUCCCCAUCUGCUUGCAGGCGGAAGAGCAGGAGAGAGAUGAGAGUCCCUACACUAAAUCCGCCAGCCAGACAAAGCCGCCUGAUGGAGCAUUGGCUGUGAGGAGACAGAGCAUCCCAGAGGAAUUCAAGGGCUCCACCGUGGUUGAACUGAUGAAGAAGGAAGGCACUACCCUCGGGCUGACGGUCUCGGGUGGAAUUGACAAGGACGGCAAGCCGAGAGUAUCUAAUCUGCGGCAGGGAGGCAUUGCUGCUAGAAGUGAUCAGCUGGAUGUGGGUGACUAUAUCAAAGCAGUGAAUGGCAUCAACCUGGCCAAAUUCCGCCACGAUGAGAUCAUCAGCUUGCUGAAGAAUGUCGGGGAAAGAGUGGUUCUUGAAGUUGAGUAUGAGCUGCCGCCAGUCUCUGUUCAAGGAUCGAGUGUUAUUUUCCGAACGGUGGAGGUCACGUUACAUAAAGAAGGCAAUACCUUUGGUUUUGUAAUACGAGGGGGAGCACAUGAUGAUAGAAAUAAAUCUCGUCCGGUUGUAAUAACAUGUGUUCGUCCUGGAGGGCCUGCUGACAGAGAGGGCACAAUCAAACCUGGUGAUAGGUUGCUCAGUGUGGAUGGAAUUCGGCUUCUUGGAACCACACAUGCUGAGGCCAUGAGUAUUCUCAAACAGUGUGGGCAAGAAGCGACGCUGCUGAUCGAAUAUGAUGUCUCGGUCAUGGAUUCUGUGGCAACAGCAUCCGGGCCACUACUAGUUGAAGUUGCCAAAACUCCUGGUGCCAGCCUUGGUGUGGCCCUGACUACCUCGAUGUGCUGUAACAAACAGGUCAUUGUCAUAGACAAAAUCAAAUCUGCAAGUAUUGCAGACAGAUGUGGUGCUCUGCACGUGGGCGAUCACAUCCUGUCCAUCGACGGGACCAGCAUGGAGUACUGUACGCUCGCAGAAGCAACCCAGUUCCUGGCCAACACCACCGACCAGGUCAAGCUUGAGAUUCUUCCCCAUCAUCAGACCCGCCUGGCCCUGAAGGGACCUGACCAUGUGAAAAUUCAGAGGAGCGACAGGCAACCUCCCUGGGAUUCCUGGGCCAGCGACCACUGCAGUCUUCACACCUACCAUCACUAUAAUACGUACCACCCUGACCAUUGCAGAGCGCCAGCCCUGACAUUCGCGAAAGCACCUCCUCCAAACAGCCCUCCAGCUUUGUCUUCAUCCUUCUCUCCUACCUCCACGAGUGCAUACAGCCUGAGUUCCCUGAACAUGGGGACUUUGCCUCGAAGCCUCUACUCCACUAGCCCACGUGGAACCAUGAUGAGGAGGAGGUUGAAAAAGAAAGACUUCAAAAGCUCACUGUCAUUAGCCUCCAGUACGGUGGGCUUGGCUGGGCAGGUUGUUCACACAGAAACCACAGAGGUUGUGCUCACAGCAGAUGCUGUCACAGGAUUUGGGAUUCAGCUGCAGGGCAGUGUGUUUGCCACAGAGACCCUCUCCUCUCCACCUCUGAUUUCCUAUAUUGAAGCUGACAGCCCGGCAGAGAGAUGUGGGGUGCUACAGAUUGGAGACAGAGUGCUGGCCAUUAAUGGAAUUCCAACUGAAGACAGCACCUUUGAGGAAGCCAGUCAGCUGCUCCGAGACUCUUCAAUCACAAGCAAGGUCACACUGGAAAUUGAGUUCGAUGUUGCAGAGUCUGUCAUCCCGAGUAGUGGAACAUUUCAUGUAAAGCUCCCUAAGAAACACAGUGUGGAACUUGGAAUAACCAUAAGUUCACCAUCUAGUAGAAAACCAGGAGACCCCCUGGUCAUAUCAGAUAUCAAGAAAGGCAGUGUGGCACACAGAACGGGAACCCUGGAACUUGGGGAUAAAUUACUUGCCAUAGAUAACAUCAGGCUGGACAACUGUUCCAUGGAAGAUGCAGUUCAGAUCCUCCAGCAGUGUGAAGACUUGGUGAAGCUGAAAAUCCGCAAAGAUGAAGAUAAUUCAGAUGAGCAAGAAAGUUCCGGAGCAAUUAUUUACACCGUGGAGCUGAAGCGCUAUGGGGGGCCCCUUGGCAUCACGAUUUCAGGAACUGAAGAGCCUUUUGAUCCUAUAAUCAUUUCAAGCCUCACUAAAGGAGGGUUAGCUGAAAGAACUGGCGCGAUCCACAUAGGAGACCGAAUCCUUGCCAUCAAUAGCAGCAGCUUGAAAGGGAAGCCUCUGAGUGAAGCCAUCCAUUUGUUACAGAUGGCAGGAGAGACUGUCACCUUGAAAAUUAAGAAGCAGACAGAUGCCCAGUCAGCGUCAAGUCCCAAGAAAUUCCCCAUUGCCAGCCACCUGAGUGACCUGGGAGAUGUGGAGGACCCGUCUCCAGCACAGAAGCCAGGCAAACUCACCGAUACGUACCCCUCCACUGUGCCCAGCGUGGACAGUGCCGUGGACUCGUGGGAUGGCUCAGGAAUAGAAGGCAGCUAUGGGAAUCAAGGCACUGGCUUUCAGGCCUCAGGCUACAACUUCAACACCUAUGACUGGAGGAGUCCCAAACAGAGAGGCAGUUUGUCCCCAGUCACUAAGCCUCGAAGCCAGACUUACCCAGAUGUGGGGCUGAGUAACGAAGACUGGGACCGGUCCACAGUCAGUGGUUUUACAGGGGCUCCGGACAGCGCAGAGGCCGAGCAAGAGGAGAACUUCUGGUCCCAAGCGCUAGAGGAUUUGGAAACCUGUGGACAAUCAGGAAUUCUCAGAGAACUCGAGGAGAAAGCUGACAGGCGUGUGUCUUUGAGAAACAUGAAUCUCUUGGCAACAAUCAUGUCGGGGAGCACGAUGAGUUUGAAUCACGAGGCCCCUACACCUCGCAGUCAGCUGGGGCGACAGGCCAGCUUCCAGGAACGGAGCAGCUCACGGCCACACUACAGCCAGACCACUCGGAGCAACACUCUGCCCUCGGAUGUGGGCAGGAAGUCUGUCACCCUGAGAAAAAUGAAGCAGGAAAUGAAGGAGAUCAUGUCCCCAACUCCUGUGGAGCUGCACAAGGUGACCUUGUACAAGGGCUCUGACAUGGAGGACUUCGGGUUCAGUGUAGCAGACGGCUUGCUGGAGAAAGGAGUAUAUGUCAAAAAUAUUCGCCCAGCUGGGCCAGGAGAUCUUGGUGGCUUAAAGCCCUACGACAGGCUCUUACAGAUUAAUCAUGUCCGAACGAGAGACUUUGACUGCUGCCUUGUUGUGCCCCUCAUAGCAGAAUCUGGUAAUAAGCUGGACCUGGUUAUUAGUAGAAACCCCCUGGCUUCACAGAAGUCCAUAGAACAGACUCUACCAGGAGGAGAAUGGAGUGAACAGAACAGUGCUUUUUUCCAGCAGUCGAGCCACGGUGGUAAUUUGGAGAUACGAGAACCCACUAAUACAUUAUAGCGAUGCUUUUUAUAAAGCAGGACAAAAGACAAUAUCUACAUGGUGCUAAAAAAAAAAUCCCUUUAAGAAAGAUUUCUGUGAUAUUUGAAGCACAGAUAAUCAUGUGGCAUUAACUGCAAGCACAGGGGUCUUUUCAAUCUCAUGGCUCAUGUUCACUUCCCCUUUCAAGUUGAAGAGGUUUCUUUGUUGUUGAUCACUAUGGUAUAUAACAGGCAAUCCCCUGCCAAGACCAAGGGUAGAGAAAAAGAAAAACAGCUAGGCCACCCCUCUCUACAGUUAACAUCAGAGGAAAUUUUUUACAAGUCCAUCUUCCUAUUCCUUUUUAAAAAGAGAAAUAUCUGUUUGAAAAUGUUCUCUAUGAUAAUUUCCUUCAUUCACUUUGAAAUCAGUUUCUUACUACAAAGUCAUUCAUGUAAGAAUUUAACCAACAAGGCUUUUCAUAAAGCUGGCUCUACUAGGAGAACUAGUUUGGUGAACUGCUGGGACUGCUGCUAUGGGAGGGGUACAGGUAUAAAAUCAUCUUACAACGUUUCAGCAAUGAUGCACGUAGGCGACCAUAAUAGGUGGUGGUAAAUGUUUUGCCCAAGUAUAGGAAUGAUUUUAACUAAGAUGUAUGCGAUUCCCUAUGCAACAAAUUAUCAAGCAGGAUAUGUCUUGUGACCUGUUUUUUUUUUUUUUAAGGACACAUUUUUAAUAGCUGAAAAAUCUCUGAUAAUGAAUUAGGGUGUUUGUUUAGCAACACUGAGAAUUAGUUAUCUUAUUUUUAAAAUUCAAGACUAAGAAUUUGAGAAUGAAGAGUCUAUUAAAAUGAGGUUUAUCUUGAUAGGCAAAUCAAACUCAUACUGCUUGACAUGUUUUGAAAACUGAUUAUAUUGAGGGGUGUACAGCACAUGUACUUAAAAAUGACACUGGACUGUCUUUUGUCCUGAGCCAUGCCACUUACUGAAAUUGUAAAUACAUUUUUCACAAAAUGCAUUGCCAAUUAUUACCAUCCCUCAAAGCAAUAAAUUGUGACAGUUGCUUUUAAUGUUUGUCAGCAACUGUUUUCAUUUGUUUUGUUCAGAUAUUUUGAAUAGUUGUUACACUAAUAACUGUUAUUUGGUGAAUAUAAAAAAAAAUAGAUCUGUAUAUUAAUUGUAGAAUCUCCAUACUGAAACAGUUAUUUUCUAAACAAACAUUUUUAUUUUGGUCAAUAAUCCAAACAACUGCUUAGGUAAAGCAUUUGAACACUGUGUCCUUUGUUUAAGGAAAAAGUUCACCUUGCUUUCUUUUUUGUGCAAAGAAAUAUAUUAUUAUUUCAAUCAUAGUUCAGAACUGCCAGGGCAAGAAAGUAUAAAGCAGAAUCAUGUUAAGGAAAAAAAAAAAAAGAUCAUGAGGAGUCACUUAAAUAUGUAUUUUUGUUUGUAACAAACAAGUAUUAAACUGUAAAGUAUUUUUGUACAAAUUUAAUACUUUAAUAGCAUGGUAUUUAUCGUCUAUGUAUGGUUUUGGGGAAUUAAAAAUUGUUGCAAAUAUUUGUAUGGGGAAAAAAAACCCUCUACCAAAUGGAAUAAACAGUGAUUUUAAAAAGCCAAAAGAAAAACAUGUUUUUUGGGUUUUUUUUUUUUUUUUUUGGUGCUUUGAAUAUAUUUUAGUGUUCUAGACUGAGCCCUGCACAAUACUUAUAGUUACAUAAUUCUCUACAGGGGGAAGAUUUUGCCAUAAACUUGAAAAGCAACAUGGAAGAGCAGGAAGAGCUUAGGUUUUGAAAUUCGAUCUGGACUUGAAGUCCAGCUCUGGUACUCAGUGGUGGCAUAAAAUUUAAUUACUGUGAGUCAGUUUCCCCACCUAUAAUACUGAAGGUCAUAUCUACAUUCCAGUACUUUCAUGAGAACAGGUGUGAUACAUGUGAACAUGCUAAAACAGCCUGCAAAGAGGAACACCUCCAAGACUAAUGGUACGUUUACUUUAGGUGACAAAGCUUGAUCUUAACUCAAGGAUCACAUCUACCCUGAGAACAUUAUAUGUAUUCUGUAAAAUACAUUUUCAAAAACUAUUAAAAUAUAAAUUUUAAUCAUGCUAUCUUAAAAAAGUAAAAAACUAUUACCUUAUAGUCCCAACGUUUUCAUUUUUGCAGAUUGCCUAGCAGGCUUUGUAAAUUCACAGGAACAAGGCAGGAUGUCCAUUCUUGCCACUUCUAUUUAACAGUAUGACAAGGAAAUGAAAUAAAAGGCAACUAGAUUGGAAAGGAAGAAGUAAAACUCUACUUGCAGAUGAUACAAUCUUGUGUAUACAAAAACCUUAAGGAAUCCACUAAAAAACCUAUUAAAACUAAUAUGAGUUUAGCAAGGUUA